Messenger RNA from Trametes versicolor FP-101664 SS1, 4464 nucleotides. RefSeq lists its product as uncharacterized. The record is from RefSeq and is a predicted model, not a curated record. The transcript has 9 exons. Bases 1 to 4464 code for a protein of 1487 amino acids. Lineage: Eukaryota; Fungi; Basidiomycota; Agaricomycetes; Polyporales; Polyporaceae.
AUGCGGGCGUCGUGUAAUAUCCUGGAUGGCAAAGAACGGAAAAUCUCGGUAGCAGCCUGUAACGAAAAGGCGGUUGCAUUCGCGAAUGCCCCCGAUGGAAAUGAGGACAGACUACUCGUUCUUCACCUCCACACACCGUCGACGCGCACGCACAACCCGCCACAGUACUCCCGCAACCGGGUCAUGGCGGCCCAACCGAAAUCCGCGGUGGAACUUGCAGAGGCACGCGCCCAGUUGGGAGUGGACCAAAUUCCCAAACUGGGGACUGUAGACGAAGCCAUCGAUGAGGACGACACGGAAGAUGUGGGAGCUGGUGACGGCGCGAUCCAGGAGGGCGCCGCUGACCACAACGAUGAGGAGGAGGACGAAACUCACGAGGCGGUGAAAGUAACCCCCGAGGACGAGGCGGCCCGCGCCCAGGCGGCCCUGCCUGAGCGCAUUGUCCUUGCGGCAAUGCGGCCCACGAUGAACGACCCGAAAGCGCCACAGCUGAAGCGGGAUGUCAAGACCGAGCAAGAGCUCGAAGAGCUCUACCUCGGCAGCGCGUACAUCCACUUGCUCGAGCCGGAGCCCGAGAAGAACUGGGGCGCGUACAACAACCGGGCAAUCAAAGACUCCCACGUCAAGGACCUGAUGAAGGGCUUUGACGCCGCUGGCAUCGCGUUCUGGGAGAACGCAAUCGCCGUUGUGGUGGAGCCUGAGUGGUUAAAGCCGGAAUCCCUCUCGCCGAAGGACACCCACUACAACGAGGUCCAGGCCGUGGUUUGGACGGAGGCUGUUGCACAGGAAACAGUUCAAAUCCUCGGGGGCCAUCACCGGAAAGAGGCUCUGGAUGAAUUCCGGAAGAUGCUCAACAAGCAAAUUCAUGCUCUGGACAAGCGGAUCAAGCCCGAGGUUCUCGCCGAUCCCAAAGCGAAGCCCCGGACGAUCACGAACAUGGAGAAGCUCAUCAAGGAACGGGACGACUUGGUCGCGCGGAGGGCGACCGCAGGGUUCUGGAUGGCGAGAUUCUACAGGCGCAAGGGCUUCACGAAGGCGCACGGGAUGCUGAUGUCGCGGAAUGACAACCGCCCGGUCCUUCAAGGCACGUUCAUGGAGGGCGUGAUCGGGUGUGCCGAGCAGAUCCUCGAUCGGCUCAGUACCAUCGAGGGCGACAAGCCGGUGCCGGGCAUGCGGUCUUGGAACGACCAAGUCCUGAACGUGGAGUUCGAGAAGCCGUACCGGAAGAACAACCCCGAGGUGUUCAAGAUGCUUGCGAACGAAUAUGGAUGGGCUCUGACGCAGGAGCUCCUGGCGUUCCACUACCUGCGCGACGGGAAUGCCAUCACGAAGGCCCAUGUCAAGGCUCUGGCGGGCGCAAAGCCUCGGAUGGCUUCUUGCCAGAUGUGGGUCCAACUUCUCAUGUCGAAGCUGACCGACAUGACCUUCGUGUCCUCGUACGAUCCUUUCUGGCCCAAAUCGUGGGAACACAGUGGCUCUGAGAACGUGCCGGAGGAUCUCAGCGAGGCGUACGAGAAAACCAUGGGCGACUACACCGCCUGGCACGAGAUGCGCCAUGCAGCGGCACAAGGGCGCCCAGCUGUGGCCGACCACAUUGCCGAGGAGCGCGGCUUCGGUCAACGCAAAAACAUCGCAACGGCGUUGGACGACUUCUGGGGGCUGUUCGAGGAUUCGUGUAUGCGUGCUGACCGCAAUCUCGUCUGGCCGGACGCCCUCAUGAGGGAGAUUGAUUUCCGGUAUCGGACUCAUUUCCCUGAUGGGUGGUACUUCGGCCAGGUGACCGAGCGGAACGAGAAGGGGGUAAAGGAGGUGACCCAUAAGUGGCGCGAGGCCGUGCAGGCCUACUAUGCGGAGGUCACGGACUUGGUGAUGAGGGUGUGGGGGACCUCGCGGGCCGCUGUGCCCAAAUAUCAGGACGAGAAUAGGUACCUGACCCUUCUGUGCGCGGAGCAGAAGUGGCGCUGGGUUCGCCGAUGGGCCGAGCACAACCCCUGCUACGACUUCCCCCUCCCGACUCAUACCUUUAUUGCGAAGGCCUUCGCCCAGUUCUCUGAAUGCUCGGACGCCUUUGGCUGGUUCGCUCGGACGCUGGAUCCACUGUGUGACGUCCGGGUUGCAAACGAGGAGUCCGCCGCAUAUGACCUGUCGUCCUGCGUCCUGGAGCUGUUCCGGGACGACAAGGUCUGCCUCGGCAUGCACGAGGCGUUUCACGACGUCCCGUACUUUGUCAUGUACGUCAUGCCUAACCUGGAAGACUUGCAGGGCCACCUAGGCAGCAUUCCGAAGCCCCUGCGGCAGCACAAGAUCUUCUCUAUGUCGCUCAGUGGAUGGGCAACAUACGGCGGUGCCAAGGACAACAUCGACGCACUCAUGAAGGCGACGGAGCCGAUGUUGGGCUCCUUCGAUGCGAAGGACCGCGAACACGUCAACAAGAUCCGGGAAUUGCUGGAGUGCCACAUCCGCGCCGUGCGAGACAUCCCCCAGCUGCCCAAAUAUCCUACCGGCAAGCAGAGGCACCACGCCGCGCAGGUGAAGGAGGAGGCGGAGAAGACCAAGAAGGAGGACAAGAAACCCGAGGGGGAGGACGACACCACUGCGGGACGCUCGACGCGCUCGAGCAACGUCCGUGGUGGCAAGCCCGCCGUCGUUAUCGAUUUCACGUCGGAUACCAUCCCGGUGGAGCUUCAAAUGUUGCGGCGACACAACGACGAUCUUCUGGUCAUCAAAAGGGGCACUGCCAAGCGCAACGUCAAGGCGCUCCCGCUCGUUCUCCUCGUCUUCUCGCGGCUCUACGCUAACUGGCACCUCCCGCUCAUCGAGCUGGAUGUGGGCCGCCACUUUCGCGAGAUCCUCUUCCAGUACAUGAGCAUGUUUCGUUCCGUGCAGCACUGGAAGUAUGUCAGUGCAGAGGAGCGAAAGGAGCUGCGUUUGAAAAAAGAAUGGGUGAACUGGGACGUCGCAUGGCUCGGUCCUAACUGGGGCUAUCAUUCAUGGCCCGGUGACGACAUCGAAGCGCCCAUCGGCGACCAGGACAGCAUCCUUGCUCGGCAGACGCGGAUUCGCCAGUUCGAGCAGACGAUUGCGAGCCUCUCCAGACAGAUCGGGUCCAUGCCGGCGGCGCAAAUUGCUCCCUUGGAUGUCAUCCCUGCCGGCCACCCCCGUGAUGAGCUGCACGAGUCGCGUUACAUCGCCAAACCGGUGUCCCAGGCGCUCUCAUGGUUGAUCUCGACCCUGGUGAGCAACUUCAUGCGCAACGAGUUCCGCCAAAUCUACGGCGACGACGCCCCGUUCAUCCCGAGUGAGGCGGACCCUCUGCCCAUCGAGCUGCCGGAAUGGGGCGAUAUCGCGCUGGAUGCGAACGCGUACACCAGGCUGGAGGAAUUCGAGACCGACAACAAGCGACUGUACGACAAGUACAUGGAGUUUCUGGUUGCCGAGUUCGGACGGAAAGCACGCAAGAAUCCGCUUCGAUUUGCAGGCCCUCAGCGGUACGCGCUCCAGCUGCUGGAGGUAGUCGGGGCGGACGACGGCUCGGACGACGGCGCGGACGACGGUCCGGACGAGGACAGCGGCAGCGAUGGCGAGCCGGUGGCGUCCAGUUCUCGUCCAACCCGCCAGAAGACGUCGAAGGCCGAGCAGGCCGGUUCUUCAUCCAGCGAGGAGGAUGCAGGCCAGUCCACCAAGCACCCGCGACGUCCCUCCCGGUCGAUCGAGGGCCCGGCAGCACGCAUGCGCGCCCCGAACACCGCCGUCGUGCCGCUCGUCGACAAGCAGGAUACCCCGGUCGAGACACCGGCCGGGUCACCAACGUCUGGUAAGUCUAGGGCUGCGAAGAAAGUAAUGCCGCAGUGGGCUGUGCCUGUGGACAACUCCGACCUGUUCAACGAGGACGAGGAUUCUAUGGAUGGCCCGCCCGAGACGUCGACGCCCGGUGACGAGGAUCCACCCGCUGAUGCAGCAUCUCCAAUCACAGGUGUCGCCGACCACGACGCGGACGCACGCCGCUCAAUGAGCCCACUCACUAGCGAGUCGGGCAUGGACGUCGACAGCGCCAUGCCCACGCAGCACACGUCCUUGGACGUGCACCUGUCGGCGUCCCCCGCCCAGCCGACGCCCCCCUCCUCGGGUGUUGCCAGCAUCAUCAUCGAGCCGUCGGGCGAUGGAGUCAGUGGGGAGGGCAUGGUACCUACCCAACUGCUGAGCGACAGCCAGACGCACUGGCCCGGGGUCCUCAGGGGCCCACAACAACAUGAUACCCCUCCCCCCGAGCCUACCUCUCCUCCGCCUGCACUGCCGUCGCCGCACGCAGCUCCUGCCGUUCUUGAUCAGCGUCUGAACGUGGCAUCGACCACAGCUGACGGCGUGCCUCUGGCGGUCACCCGCUGGCGACACGCCCAGCUGACGGCGUGCCUCCGGUGGUCGCCCGCUGGGCUCAGAAAGAUCCUGAGCACCUUGUCUGGGUGA